UGUGCGUGGAGCCUCAAACUGCGUGUGUGCACUGCUACCGAGGCGCAACGCACGAACUGGCAUUGCAAACGAGGGGCAUCCAUGCCGAGGCAAGGCGUCGUCAUGCUGCUGGCCGUGGCCCGGGCUCUGAGGCCGGUCGCCCGCAGUGUCAGGACCCCGGUGCGACCACGGAGCACCGUCGCCGAGGCGGAGUCGCGCUUCAUUACGGGGCACCCGGACUGCAACGUGACGCCCUACAUCGCCAAUUUAGUAGGGCGGGACCUCCAUAAAAAAUCAGCGCACCCGCUGGGCAUCAUCAAGGAUAGGAUCGAGGCGUACUUCGCGGGCCUGGAGACGAGUUAUGACGUGUUCGACGGUGAGGACCCCGUCGUGACGACGACGCAGUGCUUCGACGAUUUGAACAUCCCGCCGGAGCAUCCCGGUAGGUCUAAAUCCGAUACGUACUACCUCACGGACACCGAACUCCUAAGGACGCACACGUCGGCGCACCAGUCCCAGCACCUGCGCCAGGGCCACGAGGCCUUCUUGUGCACGGGCGACGUGUACCGAAGGGACGAGAUCGACGCGUCGCACUUCCCCGCGUUCCACCAGAUGGAGGGCGUUAAAUUAUUUAGUGAGGAAGAGAUGAACGGCCAGACGGACUUUUCGGACAAGGAGGCCUGGCUCGCGUCGCCGGAAUGCGAUAUUGUUGCGAAGGACCUGAAGGCGACGCUCGAGGGCCUGAUCAAGUACGUUUUUGACGAUCCCGACUUACAAACAAGAUGGCGCGACGACUACUUCCCCUUCACGGAGCCGUCCUUCGAGCUGGACGUCUUCUACCAGGACGAGUGGUUGGAAGUCUUAGGUUGUGGUGUGAUUCACGCGGACGUGCUGGACCGGUGCGGCCUCGCGUCGAGAAGGGGCUGGGCCUUUGGUUUGGGGUUGGAGCGGCUGGCCAUGGUCCUCUUCGCCAUCCCGGACAUCCGACUGUUCUGGACGGACGACGAGCGCUUCCACAAGCAGUUUAAGGCUGGCCAAGUAUCGACGUUCAAGCCCUACUCGAAGUAUCCCCCCGUCUUCAAGGACAUUGCGUUCUGGUGCCCCGAGUCCUACGUCGAGAACGACUUCAACGAAUUGGCGCGAAGCAUCGGCGGCGAGCUCAUCGAGCGCGUGGAAAACAUCGACACGUUCACCAAUCCAAAAACGGGCAAGACCUCGAACUGCUACCGCAUCACGUACCGCUCCAUGGACCGGUCGCUGACGGACGUCGAGAUCAACGCGCUCCAGGAUUCGUUGAGAGACGAGGCCGCUUCUGCUUUAUCCGUCGAGCUGCGCUAGGCCACAGUAAGGUUAGUUAUAUCA
Messenger RNA from Pelagomonas calceolata, 1341 nucleotides. The record is from the annotation of a GenBank genome assembly. NCBI's taxonomy places the organism in Eukaryota, Pelagophyceae, Pelagomonadales, Pelagomonadaceae.